This is a messenger RNA of Microsporum canis CBS 113480, 1506 nucleotides long. Its product is annotated as CCCH zinc finger domain-containing protein. The record is from RefSeq and is a predicted model, not a curated record. Gene Ontology annotation, molecular function: metal ion binding. NCBI's taxonomy places the organism in Eukaryota, Fungi, Ascomycota, Eurotiomycetes, Onygenales, Arthrodermataceae. The coding region runs from base 1 to 1506 and encodes 501 amino acids. The transcript is spliced from 4 exons.
AUGGCCAUUUGCUCGUAUUUUCAACAAGGAAGAUGCAAAUUUGGGGAUCAAUGCAACUAUGAGCAUCCAAAGGGCCAGGGCCAGGGCCAGUUUGGAUUUACCACUGGGAAUAGAUUCGGGGUUCUCCAGUCUGGCGGGAGCAAACCGGGUGGCGGGUUUGGAGGCGACAAGCAGGACCCAAGGGACAAAUAUUCGUUAAACCCUGCAGAUAUAAAAAGUGACUUGACGGAUGGACAAGGCCGACCUCAAUGGAUUUUCUCCGCUUACGGGCCCGGAAGGAAUGCACCUAUCCAGCUUUUCGGGGGGCCGGAAAGAGAGCAAAGUUUUGAAGAAAUGCGAGCAUUGCAUUAUGCCGCCGUAGCCGAGGGCAAGCCACAGGAGGCUAUACAGAAUGCCAAUAACUUGUUUGCUGCCACCGAAGCUCAGAUGAAGAACAUAAUCAACAACCUAGACGCUGCAAUCCAAUAUGUCGUCGAUGGAGAAAACCACCACCCAAACAGGCUGGAUAUUGUAAAUGGGAAGUCAGUGGCUGUUGCCUCAGUCCUAAACCAGCAGAAUACAUUUCCCCAACAGACUCCUGUGCAGCCUUCGCCAUUUGGAGCUCCAGGUUUGUCUCAACAGUCUACGGGGUUAGGUAACACGUUUGGGAAGCCGUCAAUGCUGGGCCAGCAACAACCACAGCAACCCACUUUUGGUACUCCAUCCUUCGGCGCUCCAUCCUUUGGUAAACCAUCCUUUGGUACUCCAUCCUUCGGUACCCCUUCCUUUGGGCAACAAUCUACCAUGGACCAAAAUUCUGCGCCGGGAAGCUCUCCUUUCGGCCAACCGAGUGCUUCAAACCAACAGCAGCAAAAUCCUUUUGGCAAACCCUCAGUCUCUCCUUUCGCUCAAGCUGCUCAGGCAGCGAAUCCAUUCGGCCAGCCACAGCCCCAGGCUGGUGGCCAGGUCCAACAAAGUUCUCCAUUUGCUCAGCUCCAGAAUACAACACAACCACAGCAAGGUUUUGGUGGGGGAAACCCAUUUGGACCAGGCACUCCAGCCCAGCAGCAAUCAGCCUCUACGCCAUUUGGGCAACCAUCUCCAUUCAAAGGCUCAACAACCACCACUCAACCCCAGGUCACUCCAAUAAAUCCACCUCCACCUAGCGGUGACAUACCCCCGGUGAAGAAGGCCAACCCUAACCUAAAUCCUUUACCCAAACUGGCUGGACAGACUGUGCAUGACCCAAUGACCAAAAGACUCACAGCAUGGAAAGGUCUACCGGUUCAAUAUAUCGAGAAUGAACCCUGUUAUCAGCACCCCGACGACCCGCAAUUCUAUGCUCACAUAUUCUUCCCAGAUGGGCCGCCAAAGGUAGAGACUUUUAAGUUUUCGGUAGCGACACCAGCGGAGUAUACCCCGACACUAGAAGAAGCAUACAGAUACGCCCAUGAACACGGAGCAUUCAAGGAUGGCUUGCUGCCUUCUGCACCACCUAAACCAGAGUGGUCGAGAUAUGAUAUCUGA